Molecule: messenger RNA, 978 nt
Organism: Saprolegnia diclina VS20
Lineage: Eukaryota; Oomycota; Saprolegniomycetes; Saprolegniales; Saprolegniaceae
Exons: 2
Coding region: 5-901 (298 amino acids)
Molecular function (GO): metal ion binding; acid phosphatase activity
Source: RefSeq, a predicted model, not a curated record
CCGAAUGCGGCACACGAUCGCGUCGCUCCUCGCAUCGGCGAUGCUCGUCACGGCGGCCGUCGACCAAGUGCACCUUGGCCUUACCAACGCCAACGUCGACUGCCCCAACGGCGUCUCGGUCGCCUUUGCCAGCGACGUCCCAAGUGCAAUCUCGGUUUCGUUGGCGACAGCCGGCGCGGCCGCCAAGACUGUUCAAACGACGAUCGACACGUACAGCGUCAAAUCGGCGCUGUACAACUACACAUCGCCGUUUCUGCACACGGCGCGCUUCUGCAACCUCAAGGCGAGCACGACGUACACGUAUGCCAUUGACGCCGGCGCGGCCGGGUGCGGGUCCGCCUUUGACAACUCGUUUGGGAUGCCGCCGAGCGCCGAUGCGGCGGACACGCCGACUGUCCUCGGUAUUAUUGGCGACGUCGGAUCCGACCACAUUGACGACACUUUGCGCAACACGGCGACCGGGAUCAACGGUACGGCGGCCCACGCCAUUUUUGUUGUUGGCGACUUGGCCUAUGCCAACGGCGAGCACGAGCAGUGGGACGCGUGGUACCGCCAAGCGCAACCAAUGUUCGCUUCGAUUCCGACGCUUGCGAUCGGCGGCAACCACGAGACGACAAAAGGUGGUGGCGCCAAAAAGCCCAAGGACAAGAAGAAAUUUCUGCCGGAGAACUACCUCGGGUACAUUCCGCGCGUCAACAACCCGGUCUCGGCGGCGCAGAACGCCAAGCUGCGCACGUACUACUCGAUGGAUGUCGGACAUGUCCACGCAGUCUUUGUCGAUGACUACGCCGGGUACCGCGGUGGGGACAAGACGGACGGCAUUGUGAGCUCGACGCCAAGCGACCUCAUGACGACGAUUGGGCUGCCGCCGGUCGUCGGCGUCUGUGAUCUUGAUGACUAGACUAUUCAAACCUCAAUUUCCUGCUACACGUUAAACUUUUCCUUCUACACGUUGAAACUUUUCCUUUUGAACCUCGA